GCGGAGACGCGGAUACGCGGAGAAGCGGGAAGAUCUUCAAAUUUCCGCGCUUGAAUUCUUCUAAUUAUUGUUUUUCUGGACUGGGGUCAGCUGCCUUCUAAACACGAACCAAAGAAAACUUUUUCAAGCAACCUUCAGGUGCAUUUUUCAGAUUGCAGAAUAAAUUCAAUGAAAAUACUGACAAGGUAAAGGUGACAGAUUAAGCCACAAAUUGGUACUUUUCGAUAAUUAUUCCAUUAAACUUCAGAUAGCAGCCAUUAAUUAAUGUUUAUGGUAAGUUUAGACUGUAAUGCAAACAUCGAUGUACAGUUCUCGCAUCUAACCGUCUUAAUGCGUUUAAAAUAUUAUAUAUAAUAUUAUGUAGUAAGAGAGGAGGGCAAUAGGCCUAUUGAUGUCAAGAGAACUGGCACAAUUAUUGCAAUUUAGGUGAGUGGAACUGUGGAUAUUUGGCAUAAGAAACCAAGAAUUGCGGCACGGAACUGAAUGGGCCUUUGGUUUAAUGACAGUUUAGCUUGCAAAAUCCAACGAAAUCCGUCGUAAAAGUUUGCGGAUUAGCAAAGUGAGAGAUUGUAUCGCUUGCUGACGAACUGUGUAAGCUGAUCUGAAAACGAGCAAGUCCAGUGUCCCCUGAAGUCGCGCCGUUGGAUUCGAAUUAUAUUUUAUUCGCUUUUGAAUAAGAGAUGAGAAUCCCGUUGGAGUUCGACUGUGGGAUAAAAAACCUUUCGAAGGUGAAUGUCAAUAAUUUGUUUCACAAACUUUUGUAUUCUGAUAAAUUCGUUGAUACACUACAAACUGUCUAAGACCGCGGACAUAAGAAAGAGUACGGCAACUUGUUUGAUUGAGUUUGGAAUAAUGUCAAUAUUACAUAAGGGAUAGGAUGAAAAAUUCGACCGCAUUUUCACAAGGUUCAGAGAAAAUCCCAGAUUAAUUCCUUAAAGAAAAUUAAUUUCUAAUUUUAAAGACAGAGGAAAAUCUGAACUGUUGCUAUAUGAAGGGAUUUUGUCGUGUAUUUUGGGCAAUUCUCAGUGGAAAGUAUGCUGUGAUUUUCCACCCAGAUUCCAUUUUCUGGAAAUGAAAGAAAAAAUUGGAUGUCUACGUCAAUGGCAUAGUAAUGAAAUCCAAAUAACAGCAUUGUGUCACCCCCGUUUCAUGGACGAUAACUGCAUCGAUUUCUAGCUGCAGAACAGGGGGAUUUGCUGUGUGUUCCGUACCAAUAAAUCUUUGAAGCAACCAAUACGUCAAGACGGAAGAGGGCCAUUUGUUACUUUUGGGGGUUAUAACUGUCAGGAUCGUCUGCCGAGCUUGGGUUCAUGUUUCUAAGCUUUACCUUGUUGUGUCAACACCUCCUUUACAACUUCCCGUAUAGUGCGGUUGCAUGCAUUUCAUAGGCGCCUCCACCAACACAAGCAGUCGACGUAAGUGCCCCCCUGACUCCAGCGGUGAUAUUUAAGAAGUUUUUGCCCGACAUAAAUGCUACUCAACAGACUAAGAUAUUGAGAAGAAGUUGAAGCUGAGCUGUCGACCCGUGUCACGGAAGGCCGUUUGAUUAAUGCCAGCUAUAUUGGUAAAGACUUGAGAAGUGCACUCGACCUUACGAGUAAUUCUAUUCGAUCUACAGUGGUUGAGACUACACGAGGGUAAGUUUACAGGAUCAUAUACCGCGAUAAAACCUUGGCUUCGUGAUAGUGACAGGGUGCUGACAGAAGUCCGUGCCCUUUUUAGUAUAGCAAGAUGAUUUGCACCAAAGUCAUAGCACUGCUGUUUACCGUUGUAUCUUGUCAAGCUUGUAUAACUCUUCUUGAUAACAAAUGGAAGCCUCAUACAAUCGAGGAUCGAGCUGCAGUUGCAGAGGUAGUUUUGUCAACGAGGACACUCAACAAGUUUCCAAUACCAAAUACUCGAAUGGGGCUGUACGGUGCCAACUUUGAAGUACUAUCUAUUUUAAAGGGCUGGUCAAAAAUAGAGGAGCUUCUUGCAAAGGGAAGCCCUUCAGUCCAAGAAAGGGAAAAGCUUGUCAUAUCAGCCCUUGGUUUUGGUGACAGAAGACGCUGUUGGUCUUCAGUUGAGAUUGGGGAGACUUAUAUACUUUUCUUGAGUGUUAACAAUAAUAGUGGCUAUUUGGUUGCGAAAUACCUCGGAGCAUUCGGAGCUGCAGAACUCCUUUACGCACCAUCAGAAGAGGCGAUCUUACUUUCAUUAGGAUGGAAGCCUUGGUCGACCUGGAGCACCUGUUCUAGCAGCUGUGGAGGAGGAAUCCGAAGACGAAAGAGGCAAUGUAUUUCAAAGCAGCUUUGCCGUGGUCCUCAUAUGGAAUCGAAGAAAUGUAAUACUUUUGGCUGUGUCGGGACAGUUGAAGUUUUGAAAGAGAUCGAGAAAGAGAACAUCAACACAAAGCAAAGCAAACUGUUUCGUGAUGGUUCACUUUUUGGAAACGGCCUGGGCGCUGCUCCAAGUGCGAUGACGUACCUUCUGUUUCCGCAGCAAUUUCCAUCUGAAUUUUCAAUACUGGCAACAAUUAAAGCUGCCCUGUUUCUUCCACGGUUUCUGUUUAGUCUUUAUGAUGCAAACAAUCGUAUGUUGCUUGGGCUGAAGUUAGGCCCAGGGCUAAUCACUGUUCACUAUGGCGGACAAAAUGACGUCACCCAUGACAGAACCUCACAUUCAUUUGCUGUCGAUUUGAGGAGGAAUGAAUGGCAUCAAAUUGGCAUUUCUGUGACUUCAACCGAGCUGAUUGUCACUGAAAGCUGUGUAAAAGUUGGUAAAGCUCCCCUGAAUGGUGUACCGGCUGCGUCAUUUGACAUUUUCGGAGCGGUUUAUAUUGGAGCAGACGAGAGUGAAGGUGCAAGCAAAAAUUUCCUGGGUCAGGUUUCCCAGCUUACAAUUGUACCAGAUCCUGCUGCGGUAUUUGAGCAUUGUGGAAGACAGAUAUUCUUUCCAUCGCAAAGAAGAACAAGGCAGCCAUCGCCACCGUACGUCGAAGGCCCACGUGUGUCAAAAGAAGAAAGAGAGACGGAGGCCAGUGGAAGCGCCGACAAUUACGUUGAUCAGGAGAAUGGAUCUGAAGUUGACGAGGAACACGGAUCUGGGCAAGUUGAAUGCAGUGCACAAUGUCUUAACGGUGGUAAAUGCGUCAACAUUUCGAAAUGUAGUUGUCCCUCAGGCUGGGGUGGAGAUGAUUGCAGUCAAGCUAUUUGUAACCCACCCUGCGAAAAUGGAGGAAACUGUCUAUCUCCUGGUGUUUGCAAAUGCAGCCCAAACUAUGGAGGAGUUUCUUGUCAAAAAGCGAUAUGCAAACCAUCGUGCUUGAAUGGCGGUAUUUGUACGGCAAAACGUUUCAAAUGCAAAUGUCGCGAUGGAUAUUUUGGGAAAGCUUGCGAACACAGGAUCUGCACAAGAUACGUAACCAAGCAAGUAUCGUACCUCAGACCAGUGACAAGAGCCAGAAUUAAAGAAUACAAAGUGCCAUGUGGAAUUCUUAACAUAUGGAAAUGCACAAAAUCAAGGCUGGUAUACUACAAAGCUCAAGAAGUCUUUUAUCGUCAAGAAUAUGGAUGUGCAAAGUAGAUGAAUUAUUUAAUUUAAUAAUACGGAUGUUUAUGGAGGAAUCGCAAACACCCCUUUGAACAUGCGAAUGGUAAAGGCAAAAUAAGUGUGAAGCUGGUUCCAAAAAAUAGGCUUGUCUUGGAAUUUGAGGCUGAAUUCGAAUGGAAUUUAAGGGCGAGAUGUGCCCCUUUAAAGUCCGUUUUAUAGUCUCGAACCAGUGCUGAAGGCCGAUAGUAUUAGGAACUCGUUCUCAAAGCAGAUUUCGAAUCAAGAGUAUACAUGCGCAUUGCUGAACGGGAAAGUGACAUCAUCCAACAUGACUCGAUGCCAAUAACUGCUUCUCCAUAAAGAAAUUAUGUAAACUGCUUUUCAUGGUUUGCAAUCGGUAGAAGUGUUUUCUUGCAAAUAUGCCAUUGCCCACGAGACAUUAGAGAGUUCAUGAAAAUAGUAAAGAAAAGGAACCAAAAUAGGUAAUAUCAUAAGCAGAGAAAUGAACAGUUUUAAUAUUUAUAUCGUCUAAAAAUAUUUUUUCGCUGUGUCCAUUUACUAAGUGACGUCUACGUUUUCUUGUACAAAAAUUAUAUGUAUAUUUUAUAUCAGCGAGUAUGUAGAAAUGAGGCCUUAUUUUCGAGGCAAAGUAGUAAAUGCAUUCCCCUUAACGUUAUAAUGAGUCUGAUACCAGCUGUGAUGAAAGGACAAAAUUACCGUUUCUAAAGUUAUUGCAAGUGCUAUGCUGUUGUGGGACACAAGUUGUUUAUAAGAGAGAUAAAGUAAAAGAUAGUCAAAAUUUACAAAGAGAAAGCUCACAAAACGAGUAAAAAAUUCAGCUAAUAUACCACAUCUUUACCAUGUUAAUGGCGAUGUACUUCGUGCUCGAACUAAACUGUUUACAUUAAAACAUAACAUAACUUUUGAUACAAUCUGAUGUAUUUCAAGUUUCUUUUUGUCAAUGAAAACCCACAAGCCGCUUAUGUUUUGCUCAGACAUUGUAUAACAAAGUUUCAAAGAACAGUUAGAAUGUGUUGUUUUAUGAUGAUAACAUCUGUUAUGUCAGCAAGCAAAGCAUAUCUUGUUUUAUUUGUGUAAAGCUUAUUUAUUGAGAAUAAAUUAACACUGCGUGUAAUAUAUUUUAUGGUUAAUGAUUGAGUGUCAACGAGUCCUUUCUUUUGGAAAUAGGGCUUCCAUAUCGAGAAAGAGGCUUCCAUACCGAGAAAGAGGCUUCCAUAUCGAGAAGGAGGGUAAAAACAGAAGGUCUCUGAAGUUUCUUCCCUAAGGGUGUACCUUGGAGGUCUAGUCUGUCACAUCAGUUUCUUGUAAACAAAUAUGCUUUUUAAAGAUGCUACAUUGUUCACAGUUUUCAAGUCCUUAAAAGACUGGGUAGAUAUGAGUAGAUUUUGAACGAAUGAGAUGGACAUUGAAACUGCCUAUCAAAGAUACUACUGUAAUUGACCCUUAUAGCUUUCCUAGCCUCUAUGCCACGUCUGCACAUUAGAAUUCAAGCUCGUUGCAUUCAGUUACAAAACAGAUUCGUUAUCCUACGUAUCUUAACUCAUAAAAAGCAGAAUGUAAUUAAAGUAUCUAUUGUCAAAUAUAUGAAAAUAUAUGAUUUACAAUUAUAUCAAUCAUCUUCAA
Rhopilema esculentum is the source of this 5175-nucleotide messenger RNA. RefSeq lists its product as uncharacterized. NCBI's taxonomy places the organism in Eukaryota, Metazoa, Cnidaria, Scyphozoa, Rhizostomeae, Rhizostomatidae. Gene Ontology annotation, cellular component: extracellular region; cell surface. Gene Ontology annotation, molecular function: signaling receptor binding; laminin binding. Gene Ontology annotation, biological process: receptor clustering; anatomical structure development. The record is from RefSeq and is a predicted model, not a curated record.